Messenger RNA from Nicotiana tabacum (common tobacco), 754 nucleotides. The record is from RefSeq and is a predicted model, not a curated record. Lineage: Eukaryota; Viridiplantae; Streptophyta; Magnoliopsida; Solanales; Solanaceae.
UUGACCCCUUCAAAUUUCAUCAAACCACCUUAUUGAUAUACCUACCCUCACUUCUUAGACGGAAGAGUUGUAGAAUUUUGCUCAAAAACAAAAACUUAAAAAAAAGAAGAAGAAAAAAAAGAGAGACGGUAUUCUUCAAGGCAAUAAGCGUCAACAGAAGCAGCAACCUUAAAGGGUUGAAAUCGGGAAAGACAGCAAAUAGUGGAGCUGAAAUGGCUCCGUUGGAGGGUGUGAAGGAGGGAGGAAGUAUGGAAGAAGUAGCUUUGUGUAACUCGCCAGGAAAAUUGAUAUUUGGGAGGUACUCCGAUGCAGAAAUGGUAGCUCAGCUGAAAAAACUUGCGCUAGAUCCUUGUGAUUCGAAUGUAUCACAUCAGGGAAUUCGACCAUUAUGGAAUCAGAUGCUAAGAGUGCGAGAUGUUAUGGCUCUUGCUGAUAAUGACUGUUCGUGGUCUUGCAGAUGUGCAUCUUUUUUCACCUCUAGGUACUCCUUCUCCACGGAGGAGACUAAACUAAGCAUCAAUGAACUGUACUGGAGUAAUGGAGAGAAACAGUUUAAAACACCAAAAUGCAGGAAUUAGUAUGACUGCAGCUGAAAUAUAUGGAAAUUACUUUAGUCGGUGACUUUCUUUUAAGUACUGUUUGUUAUUUAUAAUAAAAAGAUAAUGAUGUAGUCCAAUUAAAUUGCUAAACGAAGUUAAAUUGUGAACGUCGAAUAUUUACCAAAUUGAUAUCAAAUACAAGUUGGAUUAAAGUA